Molecule: messenger RNA, 543 nt
Organism: Nicotiana attenuata
Lineage: Eukaryota; Viridiplantae; Streptophyta; Magnoliopsida; Solanales; Solanaceae
Exons: 3
Coding region: 1-543 (180 amino acids)
Source: RefSeq, a predicted model, not a curated record
AUGGUAGAUGAUGGUCUGAACAAGAAGAGUAAGACUAGAGCUCAGAAGAAGAAGAAGAAAGAUGGGAAUGCAAUAAAUGAGGUGCAUGUUAAUCUACCAUUCAUAGAGGUGCUCUCUCAGAUGCCAGCUUAUGCUAAAUUCUUGAAGGAGAUAUUUUCCAACAUGCGGAAAGUGGAAGAGACAUCAGUCGUCAAGCUCACAGAGCAUUGUAGUUCCAUUCUGCAAAAUAAGCUCCCUCAAAAGAAAUUGGAGGGAGAGAUUAGAGAAAUCCGAUCGAUACAUGUAUCCUUGCAGCUGGCGGAUCAGACCACAAUCAUACUUGAAGGAAUAGUGGAAGAUGUGCUAGUUUGGGUGGACAAAUUUAUGUUCCCUAUGAACUUCAUUGUGGUGAAUAUGGAAGAGAAUAGGGAGAUCCCUCUAAUUCUAGGGAGACCAUUUUUGGCUACUAGCAAAGCUAUUUUGGACAUUCAGGAAAGGCAGCUCAUGCUCAAAGUGGGAGAAGAAAGGGUGGUCAUCAAGAUAAAAGGAGCAAUGGGGUCCUAA